This is a messenger RNA of Dermatophagoides pteronyssinus (European house dust mite), 1164 nucleotides long. RefSeq names its product 60S ribosomal protein L3-2-like. Lineage: Eukaryota; Metazoa; Arthropoda; Arachnida; Sarcoptiformes; Pyroglyphidae. The record is from RefSeq and is a predicted model, not a curated record.
AUGUCUCAUAGAAAGUUUGAAUCACCCAGACACGGUUCCCUAGGUUUCUUACCCAAAAAAAGAUGCCGACGAGGUCACGGACGUAUAAAGGCUUUUCCAGCUGACAACGCAUGUAAGCCUUGCCACCUCACUGCUUUCAUGGGAUACAAAGCUGGCAUGACCCACGUUGUUCGUGAAAUCAACAGACCAGGUUCAAACCUCCACAAAAAAGACGUCGUUGAAGCUGUUACUAUCAUUGAAACUCCUGACAUGUACGUUGUUGGUUUAGUUGGCUACAUCGAAACCCCACGCGGGCUUAAGCCUAUUAAGACUCUUUGGGCUGACCACCUUUCUGAUGAAUUCCGAAGAAGAUUCUACAAGAAGUGGUACACUUCCAAGAAAAAGGCUUUUACCAACUAUGAAAAACGAGCUAUUUCUAAAGAAGAAACUAUCAAGCUCAUCAAAGACAAAUGUUCUGUCGUCCGAGUCAUUGCGCACACUCAGCCAAGUCUCACUCCAGUUGGUGUAAAGAAAGCCCACAUCAAUGAAAUCCAAGUUAACGGUGGCUCAAUUUCCGACAAAGUAGACUUUGCUCUUGGUCUUUUCGAAAAACCCGUUUCAGUUAACUCUGUCUUUGAAACUAACGAAAAUAUUGACACCAUUUCCAUUAACAAGGGUAAAGGUACUCAAGGUGUCAUCAAGCGAUGGGGUGUCACAAGACUUCCUAGAAAAACGCACCGUGGUUUACGUAAGGUAGCUUGUAUCGGUGCAUGGCAUCCAGCUCGUGUCCAGUUCCAAGUAGCUAGACGCGGUCAAAUGGGUUACCAUCACAGAACAGAAAUGAACAAGAAGAUAUACAGAAUUGGUAAUGGUGAGGACGCUAGUAACGCCACCACUAGCUGUGAUAUCACUGAAAAGUCUAUCACUCCAAUGGGUGGUUUCCCUCACUACGGUAUCGUCAAGAACAAUUUCUUGAUGAUUAAAGGAACUGUAGCUGGACCUCGUAAGAGAGUAAUUACUUUACGCAAGCCCAUCAUCGUUAACACCAACCGUAAAGCUUUAGAAGAAGUUGAACUUAAAUUCAUCGACACUGCUUCUAAGAUUGGUCACGGUAGAUUCCAAACUUCUGAAGAAAAACGUAUUUUCUACGGUCCUAGUUUUAAGAGACAAAAAGUUAAUGCAUAA